Miscanthus lutarioriparius is the source of this 552-nucleotide messenger RNA. The record is from the annotation of a GenBank genome assembly. NCBI's taxonomy places the organism in Eukaryota, Viridiplantae, Streptophyta, Magnoliopsida, Poales, Poaceae.
AUGGCUCUUCAUUUGCUUGAACGUCUACUUGCUUUUGAUCCGAAGGAUCGACCAACUGCUGCAGAGGUAGUAGCAAUGUCAGCAAGAAGCGUGGAAUUCAAGGCCUUAACAGAUCCAUACUUUACUGGAUUAGCAAAUUCUGAACGUGAACCGAUAACACAACCAAUCUCAAAAUUUGAGUUUGAGUUUGAAAGAAGGAAGCUGGCCAGAGAUGAUGUUCGGGAAUUAAUUUACAGAGAGACAUUGGAAUACCAUCCUCAGAUGUUGCAGGAGUUUCUUGGUGGUGGGGAUAAGGCGAGCUUUGUGUACCCGAGGGAAAGAGUAAAUGACAGUGGCGAUGACCUUGAGAAACCAAGUGCAGAUUACUGCAUAAGAUUGCAUGUAUGUGAGCCACUCUCAAGUACUCGUAACUUUCUGAAGAGCGAAAGCAUCAGUGCUUCCCAGUGUGUGGUCAUCAAACAAAAGCGAGAGAAAGAUGAGGAAUCUAUAUCUGAGUAUGUGAACGAUCCAGUUGAUGGUGUGCCACAGAGGAUUGCUCAACUCAAAACCUGA